Molecule: messenger RNA, 1365 nt
Organism: Aspergillus tanneri
Lineage: Eukaryota; Fungi; Ascomycota; Eurotiomycetes; Eurotiales; Aspergillaceae
Gene: PBN1
Exons: 3
Coding region: 1-1365 (454 amino acids)
Biological process (GO): protein processing; GPI anchor biosynthetic process
Cellular component (GO): glycosylphosphatidylinositol-mannosyltransferase I complex; endoplasmic reticulum membrane
Molecular function (GO): mannosyltransferase activity
Source: RefSeq, a predicted model, not a curated record
AUGCGCCGAAGAAUCACCUUCGUCCAACGACCCACUGCCCCUUUCGAACUCGACCAAGCCAUCCUGACUUCCGACUACCUCUCCAUUCGCGACGUGGAUGGUGUCCGCGAGGAACGCGCAACAUUCAGCUUCGAUGAGCUGCCUGACGAUGAUUCGUUCAUAACUCCUCCGAUCCUCUCGACGCGGUUUGCUUCCACCGCAGCGUUUCAGUACUAUACUCGGCUACCGUCGCUGGAUAAGUUCAUCACUUAUAUCCAGAAAAAGAUCUGUUCGGGCUCCGAUGAGACGUGUCUUGCUCAGGCCGCGUCAAUUGCCGCCGCGGACUCGGUCGAUAUCAACUUUGAUGGUAUCUCGCAUGCUCUCACAAUUACCGGGUUCUGGUCGCGGUCUCCCGCUGGAGGAUGGACAGAGAAGAUCUGGAAACCUGUUAAAGGGGUGAUGGAUCAGGUCGAGGUUGGACUUCUGGGUGCCGAGAAGGCUGUGGAGCCCGAGGAGAUCAAAAUGGGCGGGUUAUUGGGUGUUGUUGGGACAGAUGAUAAAUUAAAACCCACUCUGUUUUCCUUCCCGUCUCGUCAUCAUCCUCUUCCAGACGAUGCCACUUACUCGGUCUCUUUUCCGCCUCCCACCGGGCUGCAUCCCGCAAUGACCAUCUCGAUUCCUCGGACUUCCCUUGAGCCUCCACCGGCCCCGCUGGACGCGACUUGCGCGCUCCAUACCUAUCUGACUCUGCCAUCGACGAUAUUCGGCGACAAAUACCAACUCGAUACGACAGACCCGUUGUUCCUGGACUCCCAUCAUCUGAAGGCGCUCCGGGCGGUGGCCGGGGAAACGGAUCUUGAAGCCCCGGAUUGGUUCGUAUCUCACUGGGGCUCGAACUGGCUGCUCGAGCUGGCCAUCCCGGACACUGGGGAUCGUAACACAGAUGAUUGGAAUGUCACAAUUCCGCUGCACUUGCGGUACUUGCGGCCAUCCGAAUCCGGGUAUCGGUCUGCUUCCAUCCCGUGGCCAGUAGUCUUCUGGGCCUGUACGGCUGAAGAAGGCACUAAGAUGGGCAGGAACCCAUUUGACCGGGUAAACUUGGGAUGGGAGGGGCUGUUUGGCCCCCGUACCAUGUUCUAUCAGCUCCAUCCCAGUCACAAAGACGGACCUUCUUCGCGCCGACUGGUAGAAGACUUGGAGAUACCCGUCCUCCGACUGAAGGAGGGCAGUGGAAUCUUCCAGAGCAAGUCCAUUGAGCUGGGCACUGUCGUCGUAAUUGUCCUGGGGUUGCUGUGGGUGCUAUGGAAGCUGGGUGUAGUGGCACGUUCUUCCGGGACCGGGUCCCAAGUGCGAAGGCAUAGUGACAAGCAGAAGAAGUCCCAAUGA